AUGACUCCUAAAAGACCUCGAAAGGAUGGUGCCGGUGGCGAUACUAAUGUGGCUAAAAAGAAGAAAGGGUUUUCAGUUGGUCCAGCUAACCUUCCUGACGGGACCUAUCGACGAAAAAUACAAAAAAUUAAAAGCGACCUAAUCCAUAAAGCCAAGGUCAAGAAAUCGUACGCCAAAAUUAAAGAAAAUGAGCUGGCGAAGGGAUCUUCAAAGUUCAGUUAUACCAAAGAAUCAACACUAGAAAAUGAUGAUGAUGCGACACAGACAGAACCAGCGAGUUUAGAAUUGCAUCCUGAUAGACAAGCUAUGCUUGAUGCUCCCGGUGUAGGACAACGGCUUACAUCAAGUACGGAUUGUCCGCCAACGGGCGGGCUGAAUCGCCGCAAACGUCGACCAAAGCUGUCUCCGUUUAUGAAAGAGGUAGAAAUAGCAAAGAGGAGAAAAGAUGAAAUCGAAAGGAAACAAAGGAUAAGAGAAGCUAAGCAACGAGAUCGUGAGGCUAUGGCUAGGGCGAGGAGGCCAGAUCAGUUUGGGAGACGAAGACUGGGACGAGAAAGCACCGUUUUGCUGGAUAGGGUUAAGAGGAUGGUUGAAGAAUCCUAG
Molecule: messenger RNA, 603 nt
Organism: Histoplasma mississippiense
Lineage: Eukaryota; Fungi; Ascomycota; Eurotiomycetes; Onygenales; Ajellomycetaceae
Exons: 2
Coding region: 1-603 (200 amino acids)
Source: RefSeq, a predicted model, not a curated record